This is a messenger RNA of Petromyzon marinus (sea lamprey), 12582 nucleotides long. The record is from RefSeq and is a predicted model, not a curated record. NCBI's taxonomy places the organism in Eukaryota, Metazoa, Chordata, Hyperoartia, Petromyzontiformes, Petromyzontidae.
CAUUCCCAUCUCAAGUUGGUCUAUGUUCUCUGGUUCCAUUCCCAUCUCAAGUUGGUCUAUGCUGUCUGGUUCCAUUCCCAUCUCAAGUUGGUCUAUGCUGUCUGGUUCCAUUCCCAUCUCAAGUUGGUCUAUGUUCUCUGGUUCCAUUCCCAUCUCAAGUUGGUCUAUGCUGUCUGGUUCCAUUCCCAUCUCAAGUUGGUCUAUGCUGUCUGGUUCCAUUCCCAUCUCAAGUUGGGCUAUGUUCUCUGGUUCCAUUCCCAUCUCAAGUUGGUCUAUGUUCUCUGGUUCUGUUCCCAUCUCAAGUUGGUCUAUGCGCUCUGGUUCCAUUCCCAUCUCAAGUUGGUCUAUGCUGUCUGGUUCCAUUCCCAUCUCAAGUUGGUUUAUGUUCUCUGGUUCCAUUCCCAUCUCAAGUUGCUCUAUGUUCUCUGGUUCCAUUCCCAUCUCAAGUUGGUCUAUGUUCUCUGGUUCCAUCCCCAUCUCAAGUUGGUCUAUGCUGUCUGGUUCCAUUCCCAUCUCAAGUUGGUCUAUGUUCUCUGGUUCCAUUCCCAUCUCAAGUUGGUCUAUGUUCUCUGGUUCCAUUCCCAUCUCAAGUUGGUCUAUGCUGGCUGGUUCAAUUCCCAUCUCAAGUUGGUCUAUGUUCUCUGGUUCCAUUCCCAUCUCAAGUUGGUCUAUGCUCUCUGGUUCCAUUCCCAUCUCAAGUUGGUCUAUGCUGUCUGGUUCCAUUCCCAUCUCAAGUUGGUCUAUGUUCUCUGGUUCCAUUCCCAUCUCAAGUUGGUCUAUGUUCUCUGGUUCCAUUCCCAUCUCAAGUUGGUCUAUGUUCUCUGGUUCCAUUCCCAUCUCAAGUUGGUCUAUGUGCUCUGGUUCCAUUCCCAUCUCAAGUUGGUCUAUGUUCUCUGGUUCCAUUCCCAUCUCAAGUUGGUCUAUGUUCUCUGGUUCUGUUCCCAUCUCAAGUUGGUCUAUGUUCUCUGGUUCCAUUCCCAUCUCAAGUUGGUCUAUGCUCUCUGGUUCUGUUCCGAUUUCACCGCGCGCGCAGGCAGGCGCGGGAUCUCGCGUUCGGAGAAGACAGCAGCCCCCGGCAUUCAGGACACAGCGGCCCGAGGAGGGAGACAGAGAAAGGGCAGAGAGUGAGAGACGGAGCACACAGGACAACCGAAGCGCUCGACCGAGCUGAACCCGAGCCGACCCAGUGCCGGCCUGGCCAGGGUCGCCAAAUCCCGGGGCGCCGGGGCGCCCGGCCGCCGCGGCUUCGUCCAGCAGCAGGGCUCCUCCACAUCAUCGUCACCAUCGUCGUCAGCAGCAGGGCCGCUGGCAUGGCCAAAUGGCUGAAGGAGCACUUGGGGCUGGGCGCAAAGCGCGCCCCGCCGCAGCCCCCCAAGCCCGACUACCGGCGCAAGACCUCGGCCGGUCCGGGGGUGGAGGUCGCCCUCCCCGGGCCGGCCCUGACCGGUGACCUCCUCCUGUCGGCCUACCGCGCGCAGAAGGACAAGGACUUCGAGGACCCCUACAGCGGACCCUGCUCCAGCGCCCUGCAGCGCAUCAAGAUGCAGGGCGAGCAGCAGCAGCAGCAGGAGGCGACUGACGCGGAGCAGCAGAUCGGGACUGCUUCACAGCAGCAGCAGCAGUCGCCGGCGGCAACUGCUGGUGGUGGUGGCAGCCAGCAGCAAGCGGACGUGAAGUUCUUGUCGCAGAAACAUCGUCUCAUCAAGGUGGAGAGCGCUGCUGCUGCUAACGCUGCUGCUGCUGCUGCGGCUGCUGCUGCCGCUGUGGCUGCUGCUGCGUCUGCUUCUGGCUCCGCGGGAGCCGCGGGCCCGCCAGGGAAGGCGCUGCGGAACGGCACGCGGGGGGGCAGUAGCGGGGGCAGCAGCGCGGGCAGCAGCGCGCAGGGGGGCAGCGGGGACGAUGGCGCGGCCAAGGGGAAGGACGACAAGGUGAUUAUCCUGGAGGAUUACGCCUACCCCUUUGAUGCCGAAAAAAAAUCCAAAGGGCAGAAGAAGGACGAGGCCGGCGCCGAGAACGACGGCUACAUGGAGCCUUACGAGGCGCAGAAGAUGAUUAAAGGUGCCAAGAAGCACAGCCUCAAGGACACGCCGCCGCGCCGGCUGCCCCUGUACGACACGCCCUACGAGCCGCGGGACGGCGCCCCAGCCAGCCCGGGGGCCGGCGGCGCCGUCGGCGGGGCGCCCGCACCGAGCUCCGGCGGGGUCGCCGGAGGCGCCGGCGGGGUCGCCGGAGGCGCCGGCGGGGUCGCCGGAGGCGCCGGCGGGGUCGCCGGAGGCGCCGGCGGGGGGGGCGGCGCCAACAACGGAGGCGGCAGCGGGGGCGCCAGCCCCGAAGGAGGGGGGCCCCGGGAGCCGCUCACGCCGACGUCCGUCCAGACCCCGCCGUCGGCGCCGCCGCCGCCGCCGCUUUCGGCUCCGGCUCAGUCGCCGGCGCGGGCCGCCUCCGCGCCGGCGCAGGGUCAGCCGGCCCAACCGCCGCAGCCGCAGGCGAGCCUGCCCGGAGACCCGCCGGGGGAGCGAGCGCUGCCCCAGGACGACGAGAGACCGGCGGACGAGUACGACCAGCCCUGGGAGUGGAACAAGGAGAGGAUCUCCAAGGCGUUUGCAGGGCGCCGGCGCUUGGAGGGCAAAGGUAAAAACCCGCGUGGGGCUUUUCUUUUGUUUUGCCGGCUUCGCCGCCGUCCAUUCUCCCGUCGGUCCCCGUUGGCACGCACGCGGGGCCGACCUGCCCCGCCUGUUUGUGGCGUUGCUCUGUCGCUGCUCGGAGGUGUUCGCCUAUCGACCGCGUCGCUUCCUGCUGUCGGCUCGCCCCGGCACCGUCGCCUCCGCUCGGCGUUGAUUGACGCCGCGCUCGUUCCUGUGUCUGGCGCGGUGGCUUGCGACGGCCGCGACGCAGUGCGGGAGGGCGCCCACCGCCGGGGUGAGCGCUCACCGCUCACCGUGGCGGCGGCGGCGCGACGGGAAGGCAACUCGAGCCGCGUUGCCAAGGUGAAGCGAGGAGAGAAGGAAGAGGAGGAGGCCGCAAUCCGUUCGGACACUUCUUACAACUUGGCGAGAGAGCGCGGCUCGUUUGGCCGCUCCGACGACCGCCGCGAGGUAACGGGACGGUCGAUACCGCCGGUCCCCGGAGCCGAGCGGCGGCGUGCACCGGUUGUGGACGGAGCGAGCCCCCCACCGGUGCCGCCCGGCUCACCACCGCGCCCCGAGUUGUGCCGCGCAAUUCGCUUCUCCCGCCGCCGACGCCGACGGCGCUGGCGGCCGCCUGUCCAGUUUGACGGCGUGGACAAGACGCGGUCGCCACCGGCCACCGGCGCGGACCGCGGGCGGCCGCCCCAGGGCCCCGAGGAGCGGCCGCGCAACCCCAGCGGUGGGAAGAAGGCCUCGCGACGACACAGCCCCCCCGAGCACGGCUCCUCGUCCUCCUCGUCCUCCUCCUCGUCCUCCUCCUCCUCCUCCUCCGGCGAGAGGGUGGACCCCGCCGUGCCGCUCGAGCGACAAGCCUGGUACCACGGCGCGAUCGGGCGGUCGGACGCCGAGGCCCUGCUGCGGCUGUGCCGGGAGUCGAGCUACCUGCUGCGGAACAGCGAGACGAGCAAGAACGACUUCUCCCUCUCCCUCAAGAGCAGCAAGGGGUUCAUGCACAUGAAGCUGUCGCGAACCAAAGAGAGCAAGUACAUCCUGGGCCAGAACAGCCUGCCCUUUGAAACCGUGCCAGAGGUCAUCCACUACUACACGAACCGCAAGCUGCCCAUCAAGGGUGCUGAGCACCUAUCCCUGCUCUACCCGGUCGCCGUGCGCACGCUCUGAGCCCCGGCGGGGCCGCUCCACAUCGACUAUCACGGCGCACGGGGACCUCCACCACCCACCCAGCGGAGGGUCAGCGGAGCGAGCGAGAGACGAACAACCCAGGGGCUGGGUUUUGGGACCAGUGGAGAGCGAGCGAGCGAGUGGUGGUCUAGAGCCCGGUGCACUCACAAAGAUGUUUAUACGGGGCGAUGCCCUCGCAAGGUCGCUCCUUCCGACCAGAGAAUUCCCCUCUCGUCGUCGCUCGAUUACGGAGCCAUGUGGCCGAACUUCCCAAUGUCACUUCCCGUGAAGUCACUUCCUGGUGGAAUGAGCGAACCACGGGGGCCCUGGCCCCACUUACCGUUGACUCCACACACAACACAAAAUAAUAACAUGGGGUUUGGUGUUUCACUUCAUUAGGUCAUAUUCCAGCAGAGGGUGUUCAAAUGCCUUGCGACUGAACGCCGAUCUCACAGCAUGUCUGGAAUGUCCACCGCCUGUUAUCUAAGGGUCAACAGCUGUCCUGCGACACGUGAGAUUUCCAAAUGGAUUCUUCGUCUCAUUGCACCGUGCCAAUAAUGUACUGGGAAUUAAACUGGGGGGGGGGAGGGGAGGGGGUGCGGGGAAACUAACGAAAAGAAACAUCAACACGCCAGUGAGCACACGGCCGGGAGCGCGGCGUCAAUCCCAGACUCGACGUCGCGGUGCCGUCGUCGCUAGCCGGCACAACUUGGAGUCUUUGUCGCGCUCUCGUCGGCCGAACCCGGCGGCCUUCGCCGGUGACGAGGAGCGCUCCGGCGUCUCCCCGUGACGGCGCAGGAGGCGCUACGAGCGCGGCGCCUCACGCCGAGGCUCGGGUUGCCGCCUCUGUGGGGGUUCAAAAGAAAAAGCGGCGACAUAUCACGGGAAGAAGAAUAUCUCGCACCGCCGGAGGAGGGUUGAGCACCACGCGCGUUGUGUGUUGAGUGAGUGGCGUAUUCGUGUUAUUGUUACACAACUGUCACACCAGCCGGGACUGUUCACGUCGGUGAAGACUCGCAGGCUUUCCCAGGACAGCGCAGGGCCGUGUGUCGGUGCGCGCGGCGUUAGCGAAACCCGACUCGACUGUUUUUUUGUUCAUUUUCAAAGCUCUCCCGAGAUUAACGACAGUUCGAUAUUUUUGUAAACUCGUGAACACACAAGAAAAGUGCGGUCGUUUUUGAGACGUUCGCCGCGCGUCUCUGCGUAACGGCCAGCACGUUCAGUCGAGCGGGCGCCUCCACUUGAACGUGUCGGGGAGAAGGGAAGGUCCGUGCUUCUUCAUCCGUGACGCGGCACAAGGAGUGGAACGAACGCGGCCGCCUGCGGGGGGCGGCCCGCGCGGGGGUGCUGGGGGUCGUUUCCCUCGUGCGCGCUGAAGAUUUUGAGUGACGCGGUCCGGUCGGGGGAGACCCCGAGCCGUGUCAAGGAUGGGCCUGAGCGAUCCGCUGAGUGGCUGUAGCCUUAACCCCGACCGGACCGCGGCGUUUUGACAGCGCGUCGCUUUCGUUCGCUACUCCGCGAAAGAAAAAACGACGACGCCGCGGUGCGCGUUCACGCCGACAUGUAUUGCCAAACUGUUACCAGAUGUGGUGACGAGCUCGUUGCCGCCGUGGGGUGGCGUGGGGGGGGGGGAGUGGAAGUGACCUGCCAGGCCAUCGACCGGGCUCGCUAGCCGCAACCCCCCCCCCACCGGCCCCCCUCCUCCCCCGGCGAUGACGGAGCGCUUCCACGUUGCCUUUAAGCGAUCACUUCGCCUCUCCCACGCACGCCGCGCUCGCCGCGAGCACCUCUCUGGAGUCGCGCCUUCGCAUAAAGAGCCGCACUCGCCAAACAGAUCCGAGCCCCUGUGGCUCUGCGUCCCAGCUCACCCAGGCCCACACCAGUGACCGGCAUCCUUAUAGGUUCUGGUCGAGACUGGCAACAGAAUACUUUCAAUUAGCCUUCACACAUAUAUAUUAGAACGCAGCGGUGUGCCGCGUACCGCUGCGACGUGUGCACGUGCUGGAGUGCGAGUACGUGGGCGUUACGAUACAAGGCCGCGGGCGUUAGAACGCGUUCUCGCCUAAGGGAAUAGAGGCUCCCUAAUUGGACUGGCUUGCCAGCUUGUGUUUUUUUUAAUAAUUGUCUUUGAUUUUUGUUGUUGUUGUUGCUUUAUUGGGCUGUGCCAAUCGUGUAUGCUGGUCAUUCAUACGCAGCACCUCGUGUCGCGGCAGGAGGUUGCUUUAUUUAUACGGAACGCGAGGGGCGGUUGGAGGGGUCGGGUCGAGGGAGGCAUCAUCUCUCCCGGCCGCGUUGCUCGAAACUCCCACGUUACUGGAAAGCCAAUUUUAAUGCAACUCGAGGGACAUAGUCGGCGCCACCGAUGCAUUUAGAGACGAAAAAUAAUUCGGCAUCAUCAUCAUCAUCGUCAGACACCAUUAACAAAAUAAGGAUCAAUAUAUCCAUGAUGGUAACGUUGACGAUGCUAAGUGUUUCUUGUUAUUUUGCUGCGCCCUACUUGUCCGUCGUGUGUGGUGGCAGUGAACAGCUGGGCCCUCUGCCUGGUUGUAUAAAUACGUUGGGCCACACGUUAUCAUCUUGGCGAACGUUCACCUUUUUCUUCACCAGAUUUUAAAUUGGCGAGUACUCGGCAACAGCUGCAUCGCCGACAAUGCAGCAAAUCGCCAAGGUGAUGCCACUUUCGUUUGUCAACAUCUAAACCCAGGCCCUUAAGUGACGCUUUUAUUUAAUUUUCUUCUUCCUGUGCCACUUUAAAUGACAAACUAAAGUGGAAUCCACUUAAAGUGUUUUAUGCAGCCACCCAGAGAGCCCUCGGCUCCACAGGGGGUCCUCUCCAUCAACACGUGGCAUCAGUGCAGCAGAGACAAAUGCCGUCUCUCAGAAAUAAAUAAAUAAAUUUCGGGGGGGGGGGGGUAACAGACCUGUGUUGGCAUCUGCUAGAUUCUCGCUCCAUCGUAUUUGCAGUUCAGAGCCAGCCCCGGCGGAGAGGGUAAUGUGUUGACCUUUUGAGCGUGCAGUGCCGCUGUGAGAUGUGAAAUAAAAUGGAAUGUUAAAUAAUUCAGUAUUGACUCGUGGCUCCCAGGUUGGGCAGGCCACCAACUCUGCCCCGGGUUUUCCAGUCUCGGCUGAUAACGCGUUCUGCUGGAUUAGUUGAGUCAUUGCAAUGUACUGACAGUGCUAGAUACCCAUAGACUCACGCGGAGACCCAUAGAUCUGGAAUGCGCUGGCAGUGGCUUCACCGCCAAUGCUUCCUCCACCAAAUGGAUGCACACAGCCCAUGCAGCUACUGAGAGCCCAGCACUGGUCCAUUGAUUAUCAUUGCGAUCAUCGUCAUCAUCUCACGGCGCUAUCUUCAAGUUACAGUUUGUCAGCUCGUCCAAAUGCACGAAUGAGCUGAGCCUGGAGCUUUUUCUCCUCGACCUGGAGGCAGGGGCUGCCACUGCCCGCAUCGACGUCCUGUCCCUGACCUCGCCCACUCCCGCUGGCUCUCGUUCGGAGGCCCGCAUCGAUGUCGCUAGCUACUUUUGCUGGACAAAAAAAAAGUAACUGAAACAACCAAUUAUGUAAUAGUUGUUUUAAGGAAAUAACGCAAUUUAAUGUUAUAUUAACGAGGAAGAUUGUAACGUGUUCUAUCACCACUGUUCUUGCGGUUUGUGCUGUGUGGCUCUCCGAGGCGUGUGCGGGUCAUCGCGCGGUGUUGUUUGGCACGACGUCCGACGUUUCGCUCCACGUGUUGGGAGCUUCAGUUCCUGAUGUCCGGCAUUUCGCCGCUUGCGCCAGGAGCUACUUCCGUGGAGCGAAACGUCGGACCUCGCGCCGGAUAGCGCGCGGUGCAUCCCGCCAACGCGCCGGAGAGCGAACCGCCUUUGAUUGUUUCGAAAGGUGACCCUGCGAGCGUGGAGGCGAGUGGGGAGACGCGUUGGACGUGCUGAGACCCACGUGGUGCGCGCCAGGGGUUCCACCCUUCCUGCUUGUGCCAGGGUCCGCGCCUCCGUUCGGUUAAAACAAAAACAAAAAAAAGCGUUGGGUCGGGUCGCGUUCCCAAGGCUCUUCCUGCCUCGCAGUGGGACAAUGGAGUGGCCAUGCCGAGCGGCAGGCCGGUCCGUCUGGCCAGGGGCAGGAUGUGUUCUCUCUCCACCGUGUUCUAUCUCCACCGUGUUCUAUCUCCACCGUGUUCUAUCUCCACCGUGUUCUAUCUCCACCGUGUUCUAUCUCCACCGUGAUCUAUCUCCACCGUGUUCUAUCUCCACCGUGUUCUAUCUCCACCGUGUUCUAUCUCUAUGCUGCAUCUCCACCGUGUUCUAUCUCCACCGUGUUCUAUCUCCACCGUGUUCUAUCUCCACCGUGAUCUAUCUCCACCGUGAUCUAUCUCUAUGCUGCGUCUCCACCGUGUUCUAUCUCCACCGUGUUCUAUCUCCACCGUGUUCUAUCUCCACCGUGUUCUAUCUCCACCGUGUUCUAUCUCUAUGCUGCAUCUCCACCGUGUUCUAUCUCCACCGUGUUCUAUCUCCACCGUGUUCUAUCUCCACCGUGAUCUAUCUCCACCGUGUUCUAUCUCUAUGCUGCAUCUCCACCGUGUUCUAUCUCCACCGUGUUCUAUCUCCACCGUGCUCUAUCUCCACCGUGUUCUAUCUCCACCGUGUUCUAUCUCCACCGUGUUCUAUCUCCACCGUGCUGCAUCUCCACCGUGUUCUAUCUCCACCGUGCUCUAUCUCCACCGUGUUCUAUCUCCACCGUGCUCUAUCUCCACCGUGUUCUAUCUCCACCGUGUUCUAUCUCCACCGUGCUCUAUCUCCACCGUGUUCUAUCUCUAUGCUGCAUCUCCACCGUGUUCUAUCUCCACCGUGUUCUAUCUCCACCGUGCUCUAUCUCCACCGUGUUCUAUCUCCACCGUGAUCUAUCUCCACCGUGUUCUAUCUCCACCGUGUUCUAUCUCCACCGUGUUCUAUCUCCACCGUGCUCUAUCUCCACCGUGUUCUAUCUCCACUGUGUUCUAUCUCCACCGUGAUCUAUCUCCACCGUGAUCUAUCUCCACCGUGUUCUAUCUCCACCGUGUUCUAUCUCCACCGUGAUCUAUCUCCACCGUGUUCUAUCUCCACCGUGUUCUAUCUCCACCGUGCUGCAUCUCCACCGUGUUCUAUCUCCACCGUGUUCUAUCUCCACCGUGUUCUAUCUCCACCGUGCUGCAUCUCCACCGUGUUCUAUCUCCACCGUGCUCUAUCUCCACCGUGUUCUAUCUCCACCGUGAUCUAUCUCCACCGUGUUCUAUCUCCACCGUGUUCUAUCUCCACCGUGUUCUAUCUCCACCGUGAUCUUUCUCCACCGUGUUCUAUCUCCACCGUGAUCUAUCUCCACCGUGAUCUAUCUCCACCGUGCUGCAUCUCCACCGUGCUCUAUCUCCACCGUGUUCUAUCUCCACCGUGUUCUAUCUCUAUGCUACAUCUCCACCGUGUUCUAUCUCCACCGUGCUCUAUCUCCACCGUGAUCUAUCUCCACCGUGUUCUAUCUCCACCGUGUUCUAUCUCCACCGUGAUCUUUCUCCACCGUGUUCUAUCUCCACCGUGUUCUAUCUCCACCGUGUUCUAUCUCCACCGUGUUCUAUCUCCACCGUGAUCUAUCUCCACCGUGAUCUAUCUCCACCGUGUUCUAUCUCCACCGUGUUCUAUCUCCACCGUGUUCUAUCUCCACCGUGUUCUAUCUCCACCGUGCUGCAUCUCCACCGUGUUCUAUCUCCACCGUGAUCUAUCUCCACCGUGUUCUAUCUCCACCGUGAUCUAUCUCCACCGUGUUCUAUCUCCACCGUGUUCUAUCUCCACCGUGCUGCAUCUCCACCGUGUUCUAUCUCCACCGUGCUCUAUCUCCACCGUGUUCUAUCUCCACCGUGAUCUAUCUCCACCCUUGCUCCAUCUCCACCGUGCUCUAUCUCCACCGUGCUGCAUCUCCACCGUGUUCUAUCUCCACCGUGAUCUAUCUCCACCGUGCUGCAUCUCCACCGUGUUCUAUCUCCACCGUGAUCUUUCUCCACCGUGUUCUAUCUCCACCGUGAUCUAUCUCCACCGUGAUCUAUCUCCACCGUGUUCUAUCUCCACCGUGUUCUAUCUCCACCGUGAUCUAUCUCCACCGUGUUCUAUCUCCACCGUGUUCUAUCUCCACCGUGUUCUAUCUCCACCGUGUUCUAUCUCCACCGUGCUGCAUCUCCACCGUGUUCUAUCUCCACCGUGAUCUAUCUCCACCGUGUUCUAUCUCCACCGUGUUCUAUCUCCACCGUGAUCUUUCUCCACCGUGUUCUAUCUCCACCGUGAUCUAUCUCCACCGUGUUCUAUCUCCACCGUGAUCUAUCUCCACCGUGAUCUAUCUCCACCCUUGCUCCAUCUCCACCGUGCUCUAUCUCCACCGUGCUGCAUCUCCACCGUGUUCUAUCUCCACCGUGAUCUAUCUCCACCGUGUUCUAUCUCCACCGUGAUUAUCUCCACCGUUGAACAAAAGCCUCCCGGCACUCCCCCACUCGGGUGCGGGGGAGAUGUCCAUCGGAGCCAACAAUGGGGUGGUGUUGAGGCGGCGGCUGUGUUGGGUGAGUGGGGCGAGUGGGCUGAGAUGUUUGGCAGCAUUCGUUGACGUGCCAAAGAGAACAUGACUCACUCGUUUUAUUUUAGUCUGCCCGCCCCCCACGGCCGCCCGCUCACGUGAACUAUAACGACGUCUGGGACCCGUCGCGGGAAUGUGGAAUUGCCCACCCACCACCCGCCGAGGAUUCCCAAUCGACACGAAUCCCACGGCAUGAUGGGGUUGCAGGGCUCUGAAUCAGUCCGGCGUCUGCGGCUCGCCGGUGACGACCGGCGCUAUAACCCUAAUGGUGUCGUUAAUUAAAUGUGCGGGCGCGUGCACAGCGACUUGGCUAGCCGCUUGGGGUGCGCUCUCCUUGCCUCGUGAUCCCUGCGACUAAAGCGCCCCCUGCAGCCGGCAAAGCGAGGCGGGCGACUCCACACAUAACGUUUCAUGUAACAUGGAAGAAUUACCAUUUGUUUGUCGAUGGGCACACAUCAUGGAUAGUGCUUGGGUGGAUGUUCACCGCACAUAACUGGUUGUUAUCGGCUGCAGGAAUGAUGUGAUGAGCUGCAACUGGCAGUGGAGCAACAUCGAUUGCUGUGUAGUAUGUCGUGGAGAGGUCCUCAUCCAGCAGUGGAUUGACAAAAAGGGCUGCACGUGUACAUUGUGAGUCUCGAGACGCUUACAGGAGAGUCCUGCAAUGGGCUGAAUGGCCAAUUUCCUCUCCAAGGAGAUAAUCGCUUCGUUGUGGGAGGAGACCGCAGAAGCUGGAGAGACUCCACGAGUCGUACGAAUAUUAAAAACACGCGGUUCGCCCAGAAGGGAUGCACACACCCACUGGCUGCACCGCUGACAUCUCCUGACCACCACCUCGCGGCCCAGCGGCUGUGUGGGAAGUUUUCACAAAUCUCUGGGUAACCCACCAACCCCCCUGCCUCCAAAGCGUCGGAUCAAGAUCACUCGGCGCUGCUCAUGGACACUGCGCUCCGAGUCAUCAGUGAAGACUCCGUCACGCGCAGCUCCUCGCGCGCGCACCCCUGAGAGCUGUUUGCGUCACAACAUCAAAGGGGACGCGAAGUUUGAGAGAACAAGGCGGCUCUUGUCUUGGAGCCACGCAGACGCGCUCUUGUGUGUCCCGGGCUGUACCGCACGCGUCUGGGUCCGCGCUGAGUGAUGUAAAGUUCAACACAACCUGGGGUUAGACUCGCCAUUGUUGAUAACGUCACCGACACGUCACUGCCACGCAUGGUGAUGGACAGUCGCUCCAAUGCGGUGAUGUAAAACAAAACUUAACAAAUUCGUGAAUGACACUGCGGCCUUCAAAGGAAAAUUAUGAAAUCGGCGACGUUUCGGGCAAUGGCCCUUCGUCAUAGCACACGAGUGAUGUCACUGGAGCGCUGCAGCGUUGCGUUGCUUGACCGUGACCUCCCAGUGUGUGCCCGUGGUUUUUUUUUCCAACCUCGUAUGGGACACCCAGGGACACGCAGGCGCGAUGUGUAGCUACAAGAGCUCUGUGCCGAGCUCACGUCUCACGCUCACGUCGCUGUCGAGAGCGCUACUACCAUGGCCGUGUGCCUUCACGAGCCAGCACUUAAACCGGUGCCACCUAAAGUUUAACUUCGUGUCGCCGAUGUUCGUGACGCCGGUUUCUUUAAAUUGCCAAUACAGGUGAAAUGUGGAUGUAGUGGUGGCGCGGUGGUUUGCUGACUGCGUAAUGAACCGGGUUUUCUGAGCUCCACACGCGGCCACGGCUGAUCGCAGUAAUAUCGGUGACGAGAGAUAUUUGAACCAGUUCUGUGCCGUCCCCUUGUCCCCCUUCACCAACCCACACUGACCAGCAUGGUGAAGUAUGGUCAAACGACCUCCGUACCACAUGGUUAGUGGACGCCUUCGGCCAGCAGUGAAAUAACCCACUUUGCAAAGGUUUAACGCAUAAUUCACGUUUAUUGGCGGUGUAAAGAGACUGGGUACUACGAAGCUUUAUCGGCCACAGGUGGGUGGGUGGUACUGAGACACGUGAGACGACCCCCUUGUGGGUGAUGUGAAGUGUGCGGGUUCCGUCGCGUGGCACUGAACUCUGCUUGAAUAACGACACAACAUUGUGAUAUCAAAUAAUAAUAUAAAAUAACAAAAAGCAUUAUGUCAUAUUUGUUGCUUUGCAAUCGUUACACGAUGUAAUUGAAUGAUGAAUUGCGUACAGAGCAGUAACCGAUUAAAUAUUAUACAUUGA